GCAUUAUUGUUUUUAUUCUGACGUACAGUUGCAAUGAGCUAUUAAUUUAUAAUUGAAAACUAUUGGCAUGCUUUUACUGCACACUACGGAUGAUCAAGUUGGUUUUGUUUUGAGACGAAGCUGUCCAGUCUUUCUCAGUGAGGUGGUGUUCGGGACUAUCUACUUUGUAUGUGGGUUUAACUUAGGUAAAGUUAGUGAUACUCAUCAGUUAUGCAGAUCUUCGUGAAAACCCUCACGGGUAAGACAAUUACCCUUGAGGUUGAGCCUUCUGAUACUAUCGAAAAUGUCAAAGCUAAAAUUCAAGAUAAGGAAGGCAUUCCUCCUGACCAGCAGCGUUUGAUUUUUGCUGGCAAACAGUUAGAAGAUGGCCGUACUCUUUCUGAUUACAACAUACAAAAGGAAUCUACCUUGCACUUAGUGCUGAGGCUUAGGGGAGGUGCCAAGAAGCGUAAGAAGAAGAAUUACUCCACUCCAAAAAAAAUUAAGCACAAGAAGAAGAAGGUUAAACUAGCUGUGCUUAAAUAUUAUAAGGUUGACGAGAAUGGUAAAAUCAGCAGGUUGAGGAGGGAAUGCCCCUCCGAGCAGUGCGGUGCUGGCGUCUUCAUGGCUGCCAUGGAGGACAGGCACUACUGUGGAAAGUGUGCCUACACCCUUGUCUUCAAUAAGCCAGAAGAUAAAUAAAUGUUUUUAAUCUAAAACCACCGUUAUUAAAGUUUUUAAUAAACGGCUUUUUUUUCUGUUUGUA
Nezara viridula (southern green stink bug) is the source of this 745-nucleotide messenger RNA. The record is from the annotation of a GenBank genome assembly. Lineage: Eukaryota; Metazoa; Arthropoda; Insecta; Hemiptera; Pentatomidae.